Leptopilina heterotoma is the source of this 3470-nucleotide messenger RNA. RefSeq names its product probable helicase with zinc finger domain (gene Helz). The record is from RefSeq and is a predicted model, not a curated record. The transcript has 5 exons. Gene Ontology annotation, cellular component: cytosol; P granule. The coding region runs from base 251 to 2995 and encodes 914 amino acids. Gene Ontology annotation, molecular function: helicase activity. Gene Ontology annotation, biological process: regulatory ncRNA-mediated post-transcriptional gene silencing. Lineage: Eukaryota; Metazoa; Arthropoda; Insecta; Hymenoptera; Figitidae.
AGUGUUCUGAAAGAAGGUGUAUCGCGUUGUUUUAAAAUGUCGCCGUUCCGCAAAUUAAUUCACUAAAACGCGUUUCUAGCAUUAGAAAAUGUGAUUUUCUGCCAAUUCCAAACGCAUUUAGACUUUUUUUUGUAUUUUCACGGAAACACGCGGCCAGAGAAGUUAGUUAUUUUCAUCAAAUCCCCCUCUCUCUCUCUUUCUCUCUCUCUCCCCAUCACUCUCGUAUCCACACAGAUCAUCAACCUUACUUAUGGCUACCAUGGCCGAUAAUUGUAUUCCAAACGAAAUUAUGUCAUUUCCAAAUUUCGGCAAAACCCUGCAGAGAAAAUGGAUGAGAGCAAAUAAUCCUAGUGAUGUUGUUGUUGAAGAGCCUGAUAGUAAAUUAAAUUUUCGGAUCACUGAGAAAAUCAACGACAGAAGUUUGAAAAUAAAAAUACGUGCGCACGACAAACCACUUCAAAAUGUUGCACUCUCAAUGGACAGUCAUCAGAAAAAUUUCAUCCUCAAAGCAAUAAUUAAUGAGAAAACUGGACAAAAAUUGCAGGGUGUUUGUAAUGGAAAAGAAUGGCAAUUGAAAUGCUCGGAUCAUGGUCCAGGUCGUGUGACAAAUUUCGAUAAUGAUUAUCAAAUUGAAGUUAAUUUCAAAUCAAAUGAUUAUGGGACUUAUCGACAAAAUAUAUUCUUUUCAUUUGGUAAAGAACGUCCAGUGAUAUUGAGAAAAAUUUGUAUUGAUUGCGUACCAAUAGAAGAUCUACAGAGGCUAAAUGAUGCAAGUCAAUAUGUUUUGAAUUUAAAUCAACGAUUAUUAAGUAAGACCCAUAAGAAUUUUGUACCAUUCAGUUCGCCAUUUGUAACUGCCAAGGAUCCACGUGAAGAGUACCUAGAUAGAGCCUAUCCUUAUCCUGAAACGGAUCAUUUCUUUUUAACACAUUCAACUCUCACGGAAAGAACAUUAACACCAAGUAAUUACAAAGGACGACUGCACGAAUUGGUUACCGUUGAGGAAUUAGCAAGACAUGAACAAGUUGCCAGGUACAAUGAAGCUGCACAAUUGAGAUUGUCCAAUAAUUACAUUCUCCAUUCUGACACCGAUGGAUCUAGCCUUGCCAAAUAUGCACCGCCCAGCGAACUUUUUGCACAGCUUCCUUUGGGAAGAGAAUUAACGGAAGAUACAAAAUGCGGUCGUUUGUUUCUACGUGGCUGCAAUAGUAUUGUGAUUAGGCCAGUUGGAGAGAAUCCGCCAAAAUUCACUGAGAACGAUAUGGUAUUUGAGGCACAUGUCGAGGACAAAUGUACUCAUACAAUUUAUGCCCGUUUGUCGAAAGAAUGCGUGGAAAAACUCGGAUUUAAAGCAGACACCGAUCUCAAGGUUCAGGUACAGUUUCUACUGAAUCGUUUGCCAUUCUGUGAAUGGCAUCGAGCAAUAGACUGUCUCCCCGAUACAAAAAUUGUAUUUCCAAGUUCGAGUCACAAAUACGGUGAGGAGCAUUAUAUUUGGAACAAGAGAUGGGACAAAAUGGUGCAGACAUAUGUACUCAAUGAUAAACAGAAAAAAGCCGUAGCUGUGAUAAUGGCACCGAAGGAUGACAUUUUACCUCCAAUUCUUUUAUUAGGACCAUUUGGCACUGGAAAAACAUCAACAAUUGCUGAAACAUUGAGAAUUCUCCUUCUCGAUGAUCCGACAAGUAAAAUAAUUCUCUGUACCCAAAGUAACAGUGCCGCUGAUUUGUACGUCAAGGAUUUCUUUCAUAAUUGGUACACUCAGUCUCAGAAUCCACGAUUGAAGCCCGUUAGGAUUUAUUACAAGGGUCGAGGAAGAAAUACGGUACAUGCAGUGGUGCGUGAUUACACUUUGACUGAUCAAAGUGGUCGAUUCCGUGAACCGACAAAAGAGGACAUUGCUGAAUGUGGUUUGAUCAUUACAACCCUUGCAACAUCGAGUUGUUUGACACCCCUUGAUUUGGAACCGUCCCACAUCGUCAUCGAUGAAGCGGCACAGGCUCUUGAAUGUGAAGCCUUAACAGCACUGGCUUUGGCAAACGAGAGAACGCGCAUUGUACUUGCCGGUGAUCAAAUGCAAUUGGCACCCGAGGUUUACAGUGAUCUUGCUAGAGAGCGUGGACUUGGUACCAGUCUUCUCGAGAGACUUCAUUUAACCUACAAACCCAAUCAUCCUUGCAGAAUUCAACUUUGUAAAAAUUAUCGUGCUCAUGCCGAUAUUGUUAAAUUGACAUCGCAACUUUUUUACGGAGGGCAAGUCGAGGCUGGAGCUGUUCUGCAUAAACAUCCGUUGCAAACUCCACUCAUGUUCUAUGCAGUCGAGGGCCAGGAAGUUAAGGGGAACAAUUCCACCGGCUUUUUCAACAACGAAGAGGUAGCAGAAUUGGUGGCGCGCGUUGACGAUCUAAAGCGCAAUUGGCCGAAGCAAAGAUGGGGACCCUAUGGCGAAGGAUCAAUUGGAGUGUUGGCCCAUUACAUGGAACAGGUGUACAGAAUACGAAAUGAACUUCGAAAGCACCGGCUCCAGGAGGUGAAUGUCGAGCGUGUACUCAAUGUUCAAGGGAAGCAGUUCACGGCAGUUUUCAUAAGCACCGUUCGCACACGUCAUUGCAGUCGGCAUACGGCGGAAGUGAAUAUAACUGACUAUGGAUUUCUGACAAAUCCACGACUCCUCAAUACAGCGGUGACACGUGCCAAAUGUCUUGUGGCAAUUGUCGGCGAUCCAGUCGCACUAUUAACAGUCGGAUGCUGUCGCAAUUUGUGGCAACAAUUCUUCAAAUCGGCCACCAUACACGGCGUCGAUGAGGACAGACUCAAUCAUCAUUUAAUUUCAAUUUCCCAAGUUAAGGAGGAGAAGGCAUUGAAUCCAUUGGCCGAGGAAUUUGUACCAAGGAAUCCACCGCAACCAUUAUUUGUCGAAUAUGUUACAAUGCCAGUGAGUUAUCCGGUAAUACAAUGUGCGGUCGAUUGGUCCGAGAGAAGAACUCUCACAUAAAAUUAUACAGCUUCCUGAAUUAUUGUAAUGUAAAUCUUUUCAUAAUUUAGUUGUAUGUAUUUUCACUUUUUUGUCAAUCAGCGAAAAUAAUGUCUUAAUUGAUUAAUUUUUUCAUAAAUUAUUGUGAUGACAUUUUUUCCAAAUAAUCUUUUUUCUAUUUAAUCGCGCACGAUGUUUUUGUUUUCUUUUUUUUAUAGAAUUUUUUUCCUCAGCAGAUUGUAAAUGCUAGAUUUUUUUUUUAAUUUUAAACAAAAUGCUUGAACGUGAAACGAAGUAUUUAGAAAUUUAGUGCAAGAAGAGUGAUUUAUAUUUCUAUUUGUAGUAAAAUAAAAGAAAAGAAAAAAAGAAAAGAAAACAUUUAGAAAAUUUUCAAAUGGAAAAAAAUUGAAAUGAAGUACGUAUGAUGAUAUCAUAUUGUGUUAUAUGUGUAAAUACAUCGAAAUACAUUGUACAUGCCACAUUAGGAGAGUGAAAA